UAAAACUGUCAGUGUUGUGCCGUUGUCAGGUAAAAAUUCUGCACUGUAUUCUAAUUUAAAUCUGCCACCGCUAUUGGCUAAGAGGUAUGCUAUGAUGUAAACUGGUACGUUAUGAUGUCACAAUGCCUGUGUGUUUGUGUAUUUGUUAGCAGCUCCGCCCUCUCGGUCUGCCAGGCAACAGCAUUUGUUGCAUUUUUCAAACAUGAAGUGGGAGUGGAGUUAGAAUCUGGUACGGGUUGACUUGCUCUUUAAAUCCAAUUCUUCCAGAAUUAUGAAAUCCAAAAGCUCACAUUCAAAAUUAAACAAUAAUGAUGUUUACUUUCAAACAGACAUAAAGUUGGAAUCUGUUUUUGCAGCAUUCACCAUAAACUACUCAUGUCAAACGAGAAAGUUUCAGCAUCUCCACAAUGAAUCUCGAGGAGUGUUCCCUCCCUGAUUUCAUCUCAGAUGAUUCUGGAGGAAGUUCUUCACUGAACGAGCCGAGACCCACAAGGCCGGCAGACCCUGUUCCACAAACAAGUCGUGAAAGCUCCCAGUCUCUGACUGCAGCAGAGCUGCACAGAUGGAUGGGUGUACCUGAUCAACUGCAUCGUUCAGCCAGUUGUAGGAACCCAGAUCCAAGCCUGAUCCCCAGCUGUUUGGUGUCUCCACUGAACCUGAUGGUGUUACCACCUUGUUCUUGGGUCCAGAAUAACUCUACACUGAUCACUUGCAGUCCCUUUGCUCCUCAGCCCUCCCAAAGGCCCACUAGGAGCUUCAUCUCCCACGCACCUCCCUUUAGACCUCCUCUGUGUAUGCUGGUUCCCUCCAGCAGCCCACAGGGGUUCUGUUGGAGUGGCAUUGGUCUCCUCCCUGCUUUCAUCCAACCUAUGAGCUGGUGCCUAACCCAGGUUCCUGUCCAGCAGACCCACAACUCAGCUCUGAUUCAAAACAGACUGCUGGAUAAAACGGUGACGCCGCCAUCAGUGUUGGACAAGAGUCUGGUUGGAACUCAAGAUGAACAGCAGAAAGCGCCUAACAAGAAUGAAGAACUACAAAACCUCAAAAAGUACCUCAAAGUUCCUCCAGGACCUUCGUCCUCUUGGGAGAAAAACCUCGAGUUUGAACCCUGUGAGGACUGCAUGGUUGCCCUGAAGUCCCUCUGUUCUGAGGCCACAGAAGACACGGGAGAAGACCAGAGACACGAGACUGAAACAGCAGAAAACACCUUGUGUCUGCAGUACCUGGAUGACUUAGGUCAUCACGAGGACUUAGUCCAAACUCUGGAGUGGAGCCUGGAUCCUGACUUCCUGAACUCCAUCCUGUCUUCAGCCCUGGAGCAGCAGCAGGAGUCAAUUUCAGAUCCACCUCCCGUCACCGUGACAACAUCUCCACAGUCUCCUCCUGAUUUGACCUCUUCCCACCUAAACUCCGAUCCUCUCAGCAUCAAGUCAGAACCAAACCCACACCUGAACAGACAAGAUUCCCACGAGAAAUCACAAGAAAAUCUGUGUCGCCCCCUGGUGGAGUCACCGCUCCUGGAGGAGGAAGCUGACCGUCUCCUUGACAACAUGCAUCCAUCACACGAAGAGAACAAGAUCCCGGUUAAAACCCGCAGCACCGCUUGUCCGUACUGCUGCUUCAUCCUGGACAACACGUUCACCCUCCCAGACGACACGACCGUAACGAAGAGUGACCCAGACUCACUGCAACGCAAAUGGACACCAGCGGUGCAGAGGAUGGAGGCCAGUCCCUCUGGGGGAUCUAGUCUGAACAUCAGGACAAAAGCAACUAAAAUCAGAGGAAGAUGUGAUAUAAACCAGGAACGGCUUAAAAAAGGACGCAGUGAGCAGAAAAGCCCUUUGGCAGAAAAAAUAACACAAGUCAGACAGAGUCGGAGGCUGCUGGAGAGGAAAGUAAUGGAAUACAAGAGGAACCUAGGUGAGAACGGACAGAUAAAAACUCAGGUAAUCAAAGAGACCAAGACAGAAGACAUACAUCCGAACCAGGCAUCAGCAGAAGGCAGCAACAAGGAUGGGCCAGGAAGAGUGAAAACCGGGAAACCAAUGUAUUUUUUACAAAAACUGGCACCAUCUGCGAGGAGUAAAACAUCUGGAGUCGCGAGGACAAAUGCUAAAGGCACAGCUGCCGAGGCAGCAGAAGAACAAACCAAGACACCGAUCACACAGAGGGCAGGAAAGAGAAAGCCGAGAAGAGAAACCCAACAACUCGUUUCCAGUCCGGUGAAAAAGAGAAGGACCCAAGAUCAGGAUGAGGGGCCAAAAGAGGCAAAGGCCAGACGACAGGCUCCCCGAAAAGAGUUAGUUAAAAAAGACAUCUCAAAGAAACCUCUAACGAAGAGAGGCACGGCAAAGACUCCACCAAAAAGACCCAAGACAACUCCUAAAGCGGCUCCAGAGACUUCCCGAUGGAGUGUGGAAAAUACCGGGGAGAUGAAAAUAAUAAUAAGGGCUGAAGUCAAAGACCAGACUAAAGCUGAAGCAGGUUCUGAGCAGAGGACGUGGAGGGACCAUUCCGGCUCGUGGAGCCAGCCAAGAAACCCCAAAAACACACGUGGAGCUCCUAAACAGAAACAAGGCUCAAAGGAGACUGAGAAGGCUUGCGUCCAGCCCAGAGCAGCAAGACCGCCCAAAAAACACCCCAAAGAUUUAGACUCGCAUGUUUAAAU
Nothobranchius furzeri (turquoise killifish) is the source of this 2668-nucleotide messenger RNA. RefSeq lists its product as uncharacterized. Lineage: Eukaryota; Metazoa; Chordata; Actinopteri; Cyprinodontiformes; Nothobranchiidae. The record is from RefSeq and is a predicted model, not a curated record.